GCCAGCAAUUCGUGCAGUCACGUUUUGUGGAGCCCCAAAAAUCUCACCAAAACACAUAAUAUUAUAUAAAAUUCAUCGAACAAUCACAUUAAUCGUGUUCCCCACUUUGUAUAAUUGUUGAUCACCUAUAUAUAAUUUACAAAAUUAUCUAAACAUCAAAUUAAAUCUUUCCUGAUAAUUGUACGUCCAUCCUUAAUACACAUGAACAUUAUGGCUAAUAUUUCUCUAUCAUCUAUUCUAAUCCUAAUUUCAUUCAUUAUUCUAUCUCACAUUGCAUUAUCAAUUCAAGCCAAUGACUACUACAACACCCCAAAACCCAUUUCAAACAAAGUCCCCAAAAUUAGUACUAAAAUCCCCUUGAACUUAAUCGACUCAUGCUGGCGCGCCAAGUCGAAUUGGGCUACUAACCGCCGAGCCUUGGCGGAUUGCGCCGUUGGCUUUGGCCGAAACGCCAUAGGAGGAAAAUACGGGAAAACAUACACAGUCACAAGCUCAUCCGACGAUUCCACAAAUCCGAAACCUGGAACACUUCGUUAUGGGGUGAUUCAAGAGGAACCGCUGUGGAUAGUUUUUGCUAAGGACAUGGUUAUCAAGCUAAAGAGUGAGCUGAUUAUGAAUAAUUAUAAGACCAUAGAUGGGAGAGGAGCUAAGGUGGAGAUAGCGUACGGACCAUGCAUUACGAUACAAGGAGUUAGCCAUGUUAUUAUUCAUGGGAUUAGUAUCCAUGACUGUAAGGCUGGGACAUAUGGCCUUGUUAGGAGCACUCCCACCCACGUUGGGUACCGUCUAGGAGCCGAUGGAGACGCCAUUAGUGUGUUUCAAGCUAAGGAUAUUUGGAUUGACCAUUGCUUUUUCUCACGUAGUAGUGAUGGCCUCAUUGAUGUCAUCUACGGUUCAAAUGCUAUCACUAUCUCCAACAACUACUUUACUCAGCAUGAUAAAGUGAUGCUGCUUGGACAUAAUGACGCAUUCACAGCGGAUAAAGCCAUGAAAGUCACAAUUGUUUUCAACCAUUUUGGGCCUGGACUUAUCGAAAGAAUGCCAAGGGUGAGAUUUGGUUAUGCACACGUGGCGAACAAUAGAUACGAUCAAUGGAAAAUGUACGCAAUUGGUGGUAGUGCUAAUCCCACCAUCUUCAGCGAAGGAAAUUACUAUGUGGCUUCUACUACAAACCCUUACUCCCAUCAGGUCACAAAGAGAGAGCCCCAAAGUGGUUGGAAAAAUUGGAAAUGGAGGUCCUCAAAGGAUGUGUUCAAGAAUGGUGCUUAUUUUGUCCAAUCAGGUUGGGGAAGCUGUAAUCCUUAUUACACUCCAACUCAGUCAUUUAAAGUUGCUCAAGGGGCCAUGGUCCCUGUUUUGACUGCCUAUGCUGGUCCUCUGCGUUGUGUUGUUGGUAAACCAUGCUAAUAUUUUAAUUUCAAUAUAUAUAUACACACAAGUUGGCUAUAUAUAUAUGUCAAUUUACUAUAUAGUCAGUAAUUAAUGGAUAUAUAGUAAAUAUAUAUGCCACAAUAUAUGUAUUUAUAAUUUUGAAGCAUAUUUAUAUAUAUAUAUGUAAUGUAUUUAGCUGUAACUAUAAACCAUGCAUGAAUUGGUAAGUGGAGAGGAUUUUGUAGUUCAUGUAUAAAUCAUGGAAAACAUGAGUUUGGAAUGAACUUUUUCCCUACUAAUUAUCGAAACCCUGAAAAAAUGUGUAUAUAGUCUUAACAAAAUUAAGACUGCAAUACUGGAAUAUAACUUUUGAUUUUCUAUUAAUAGUGAUUCUCUUUUUCUCUUUUCUUGUCGGAUAAUUUGGUUGUCUUAAUGAUGUUAUUAGUAUUUUUAUUAUUA
Cannabis sativa is the source of this 1830-nucleotide messenger RNA. Its product is annotated as putative pectate lyase 2. The record is from RefSeq and is a predicted model, not a curated record. NCBI's taxonomy places the organism in Eukaryota, Viridiplantae, Streptophyta, Magnoliopsida, Rosales, Cannabaceae. Bases 202 to 1407 code for a protein of 401 amino acids. Gene Ontology annotation, molecular function: pectate lyase activity. The transcript has 3 exons.